GUGGUUUACUUUGACCUCAAGUUAGAAAACAAAAUGCAAAGGCAGUUUACUUAGAGAUAUAUAGUCAGUAGUAUAGAGUAGUACCAGACACUGGACCUGAAAGUGAGUUUGAGUAUGAAUUCCUGUUUUGCACCUUCCAACUGUAGAAAUAAAUAAUCUCGUCUAAAGAACCUAAGAGAUUUCUGAAGGUGCAAUGUCCGCCAGUAAUGGUACUACAUGUACUACAUCACAUGAUGCCGUCAAAGAACCACAAGACCAAGAAUCACGUAAUCAAGAGCAGCUGAAAGUUGAGAGUAACUUUUUAAGCACAUCCGACCAUCCUGAAGCUGCACCCCAUGACAAGCACCCUUUUCCCCCACCUGAACAAUAUGUAAAUUCAGAGUGUGAUGGUGAUAGUACAGCUAAAGAGGGGGCAUCAGGUGACAGUGUGGAGUCGAGUGUGAGGGUAGAGGAUGUGACUCUCAAGGAGAGAAGUCCUACCAGUCUAGAUCGUCCAAGACCACAUCCACUCUCAGUUGAUACUAGUGACUCUGAGGCCUCAGUACCACGCUACUCACCAGGGCUCUAUACUUCAGGUGACGAGGGUGGUGGUGAUACGUACCCUCUGCCAUCCAGUCCCAGCGUGUCCCCCUCACCUAGCCUCCUAGAGGACCAUGCCCCCAUGAGCAUCUUGUUUGCAGGGAUCACCUACCUCGGCUGCUCCUCUGUGGACGCCCCAGUCAGUGAAGUGGAGGCCAAUAGGAAAAUGUACACUCUCAAAUCACAAGCAGCCAAUUCCAAGCCCAUGCCAGUAAUUGUGUCUAUUCCCGUAUCAAAUGAUGGGAAUGUGAUUUUAAAAGACACAGAAUCAGAGCAUCCGCUCUCAAUAUUUGCUGUGAAGAUGAUCCUGUUUUGUGCGCGUGGUAAUGCAGAGCAACUUUUGGACUGUUUCUGUCUUAAUGUGAAGCACAAGAGAAGUGGGAUCUAUAGCUGCCAUGCUUUCAGGUGUGAAAUACCUGAAGCGUGUCAGAAGAUCUUUGAAGCUAUUGGGAAAGCUUUCAAAACAAAACCUAUUGACAGGAACCUCCCCCCAUUAACGGAUGAAAAGCUGGUGUUUGAAUUCAAUGUUAAGGUGGAUAUUAGUGAGGACGAUGGGAAAGGAGGCUUCUCUCCAGCACUUUACGAGAAGGAUUGCUUCAAGCUGAGGUUGAAUCUCAACAAGACAAUCACUCUAACUGUUACACAGGGGAGCAAUCGUCCAAUCAUCGUGGAAAGAUGUUUUGGUCUACUAAUAUCCCCCGUGCAAGUGGUGAAAGGCUCUGAGAUGAACCUCCUGGACAACAUGAGCUGCACCUAUCCUAACAGUCACACUUUUUCAGUGUCUGGUCUUUGGGACACUUCCUCUUACCACCUCACUGCACUUAACCAGGACACUAAAGUUUUAGGGUACAAGUUCGUGACGAUAGCAGCUGAUCUGGUACUGGAGAGUGUUACUGAGCCAAUCAGGUUCAAAAGGGAGGUGAAAGUUAGCAUCAAGCCAGCAGGAGGUAUCAGCAACCUGUCUAGAGGUCUCAUCAUCAAGCUCAACAAGAAAGCACAAGAAAUAGGCUCGUCAGAAAGCUUUGAACUCACUCUGGAAAAGUGUGAAGAGGAUGGCUCCAAUGGCACAGCUGUGUAUUCUGUAGCUGAACUUGCACCUCUAGGGGAGGCUGCUCAGACCUCUGAAACCAGUCAACAAGCAUCCACUGUUAACCAGACUGACAGUGGUACUGACUCCACCACCACUGCUGUCAAGAAAAAAAGUGGGUAUGCCAAAACAAACAAAGACGAGCAGCCAGAAGAGGAGACUCGGCCUGACGAUGAUGUGAUAGUGUCUGGGUGGGGUGAUGUUGAUGACACCCGAGAGGACCUUCUGCAGGACUGGGGCCAGAUGCUGGAGGAAUGGGAUGGGAGGGACAGGGACAAGCCAAAGCCCAGCAAGCUCAUCAAACUGUGCAGCAAGGGCAUUCCCCGUCACCUACGUUGUCAGGUGUGGCAGAUGCUUACUGGAGCUUCCUACGACCCUCAGCUCAAAGAAGCGUAUAGACUACUCAUCAUGAAGGAAUCGCCGGCUGAGAAUGUGAUUCACUGGGACAUCAAGCGAACAUAUGUUGGUCAUGACUAUUUCCAGGAGGCCAGUGGGAGGGAGGCCCUCUACAAGAUAUGUAAGGCCUACUCAGUGUACGAUGAGGAGGUGGGCUACUGUCAAGGGUUCUCAUUCAUGGCUGCCACUCUGCUUCUACAGAAAAUGCCUGAAGAGGAGGCUUUUAGUGUGAUGGUCAAGAUUCUUUACCAGUACGGACACAGAGAACUGUUCAAGGUCAACUUCCAAUACCUUCACCUGAUGUUCUUCCAACUCGAUCGUCUGCUAGAGGAGCAAAUGUCUCGAAUGUAUGAGCAUUUCAAAGAGAACCGUAUUGAGACGCACAUGUUUGCCUCUCAAUGGUUCCUCACCCUCUACACCGCCAAGUUUCCUCUCUCCCUUGUGUUCAGGAUCCUAGAUAUCUACCUUUGUGAGGGUAUUCAAGUGGUGUUCAGAGUUGCUCUUGGACUUUUAAAGAUUGCAAGUCAUGACUUGCUUGGUUUAGACUUUGAGGGAAUUCUGAACUACUUUAGAGUAUCGCUUCCUAAGAAGUUCCAGGCUGAGGAAGAUGCUGCUCACCUCUUCCACCAGAUGAAACAGUUCAAAAUUUCUGAGAAGAAGCUAGCUAAGUAUGAAAAAGAACAUCAGUUGUAUCUGGAGCAACAAGCACAGCUGGAGGAUCCAGUGAUGAGACUAGAGAGAGAGAAUAAAGAGCUAAGAGAUUCAGUGAUGAGAUUAGAAGGAGAGAAUGAUAAUCUGGCGCAAGAGUUAGUAGCAAGUAAAGUUACUUUGCGACAAGAAAUGGACCGGCUUGAGGAGAGAAUAGACACUCUGAGUAAAGAAUGUAGAGCCCACAAGACCUCUGCUGAUCUGUCACAACUAAUGCUUAAAGAAGUUAGGGAAGAACUACAGCAAGCAAAGGAAGAGUACCAGAAAGUAUUGGUCCAGCUAAUGGAAGAAAAAAUGCAGCAUGAUACUGCAAUUUCUGAAUACAAACAGCUAUUUCAACAACUUGAUGAAGGGCACCAGAAAGAGAAGGGAGAGUUGAGUCAAGAACUGCUUGAAGUCAAGGCUCAACUUGGGAAGGCAAGUGUUUAUGAGUCCCAAGAAACUGGUGAUCAUCAUUCAUCACUUUCCUCUGAGGAAAGGCUGAGAAAAUUGGAACUCGAACUAGCACAAACUAAACUAGCACUAGUGGAGUCCCAGUGUAAGAACCAAGAGCUGGAACGUGCUGUACAACAACUGUCCACUAGCCAAAAGGGUACAUUUAGUUAUAGUUUUAGAAAAAAGAAAUGAUUAGACUAUCUUGCAAUUUUAAUUAGUAGCACAUGUAUUUAUACCUUGAUUUGUGUCAGCAAUUCUAUUCUUGCCACGCCCCUAUAGCUCUUGAUUAUUAAUUUUUAACCAUA
This is a messenger RNA of Halichondria panicea, 3510 nucleotides long. Its product is annotated as rab GTPase-activating protein 1-like. The record is from RefSeq and is a predicted model, not a curated record. Bases 194 to 3397 code for a protein of 1067 amino acids. The transcript has 22 exons. NCBI's taxonomy places the organism in Eukaryota, Metazoa, Porifera, Demospongiae, Suberitida, Halichondriidae.